GGAAGGAGGUGCAGAGAAAUAACAGGAGGAGAAAGAAGAACAAAGAAGAAGGGGAAGUGUGAGAGAAGAAGGCAGGGAAAGUGUGAGAGAGGUGUGGGGAAGAGAGAGAGCAAAAAAGAAGAGAAAGAAAAGGAUGGGAACUGUGGGAGUGGAGACAGUAUUAAGCUGUUUCAAGGGAUGUGGGAACACUUGCUCUCUGUAAUACAAAGGAAGAGAGAGACAGUGAGCUACACAAGUGAAGACCUACUGAAUUGAUGGCUCCUCUAUCUGGUGCAGACCACUAAUGGAUUAAAGUGGGAGGACGGAUUAAUGUGAACCAAGAGAAACAGCCGUGCAUCGCUCAUUCAAGGACAACAGCAGACAAAAAGGGUGUUAGAGCAAGCUGCCUGAAGUCUGACAGAAUCCAGGAAAGGGUGGGGGUAGGAAGAAAGAGAGAGAGAAAAAAAAUCAGCGCGGAAUGAAAUAGAGAGGUGCAUAAUUGUACAAGCUCGGGACUCACACACCUAACUCCUGGACAAAGACUGGAACAAACUGACUGAUGAUCUGUGUCCACGGAUUCCGUUCUCUUGACACCACCGGCAGCUGUGAGAGAGGUAGUGGGCGGGCAGAGGAGGGGGACAAAAAGAACUAACCCUUGCCCAUUGGACUGAAGGCAGACAAAUCGUUGAUUGAAGAUUUAAACCAGGAACUGGAGAGAGCUAAAGCAGCAGCUCGUUCAAACACCUGGCUCUGCGAAACCCCCAGACUGUUCAUCAGACAAGGCCCAAUCCUCCCCAGGUCUGGAAUUAAACAAAAAAAACUCCCCGUCGAUAUUUAACAGGAGGAGAAAAGAAGUAGAGAUGAGAAACAGAGAGGCCACCUUCACAAUGACUUUCAACUACGAGAGAGAUUAGUCACCGCUUUACACAUCUUGCAGCUUCUUCGUGAAUAAUAAUGGGAAUGGGACUCGAAGGCAAUCUUGCAAGAUCUCUCUGAAGAAUCAUAACUGCAUUCCAAAAUAAACAGAGCUCAGUAAUUGCGGUGUGCUUUAGCAGGAGUGGACGCGAGAGCAUUGGUAGUUUGUUGCAUUCCUCGAGUCUCGGGGAUUUUCUGGCAGCAGAUAUUCAAGAGUCCCCUUUUAGCCAUCUGAGGAAGCAAAAACUAUGAGGAGGGACACUACUCCCUUGUGCCGAAGCAACAAGGUCAGGAGAGUAACCAGAGGCUCUUGACUCCACAACAAACACCUCCUGUGGGACACUGCAUCUUCUGGGACAAGCAAGACCCCCCACGAGUCCUGAUCCAGGAAAAGGGGAAGGGGUUGGCCACUGGGAAGAGGGAAGAACCCAUCUGGCGUUUUGUUUUAUAUAUAUUUUAACUUUGACGCCCGCCAAGGUUUGGCUGAGGCCAUGUGUGUUUGGGGCAUAUUUAUAAGCAGCCGCAAACGAUUUGCUCUCCUGCGCCAUUCAGAAAGGGGCCCUCAUAGGAGUUGGGUCUCCUGAGCUGAGACGUGACUGCUGAAGAUCGAGGAUUGAAAUUUCCGAGGAGGUAGCCAGGCGUCAACUCCUCCAACUUCAGUCAGAACCCCCUUUUCAGGAAGGCCCCCAAACCCAAGCAGGUUACCAUCUCCAGGGGUCUGUCAAAGCAUCCACCCCCCCACCCCCAGCACCAGUUUGCUGCAAAAGCCUUCCCCUCCCAGCCGACUCCCUCUUCCAUCCCCGUCCUGCAGCUGGUCAUCUUUACUCCUCAUCGCUCGAAGGCGAUGCUGCGGCGAGAUGUCUGGGGACGGAGAGGAAGAGCUGUGCCGAAACGCGCUAACGCUGGUCCAAGAACUGUGCUUCGACAUCCGGGAAAACCGCAACAACGAGAAGUGCAUCGAGUUCUCCUACCUCAUGCGCGACCGAGACCGGACACGCCACAUUGAGACAGAUAUAUCAGUCAGCCUCCUCUCGGUGAUUGUAACUUUCUGUGGCAUCGUUCUCCUGGGCGUCUCACUCUUUGUCUCCUGGAAACUCUGCUGGAUCCCAUGGCGGGACAAAGGCAUGAAUCCCCAGCGCAAGGACUCACACCACCUGCACCACCUGCAACACCACUCGCACUUCACCGACCUUGCUGUUGAGCGGGUCGACUGCGGCCCAGAGAUGCCCGAGCGCUCCUACCUCGACCUGGAGUCGUACCCUGAGUCCAGCAUCAAACUGAGCCAGACGUCGCCUGAUAUCCCGGUGGACACCAACUCUGCAACUAAGGAGAACAGCCUCCCGAACGCACACUCCCACCAACAGGUGUCUGCCCUGCCACCAGCAACAAGGUUCAACUCGCUCCCGCGGCCGAUCCCACAGCAAUUGUCCAGCCCGGACUUUGGGAGCCAGACUGAUGAGAAGGUGGAACAGGUGACCAGCAUUGGCCAGAUCAAACCUGAACUCUACAAGCAGAGGUCCAUUGACACGGAGGCAAAGAAGCACCAGAAGGUGAACUGCGGGCGGAUAAACUUCCUGCUGAAGUAUACAUACGCCACGGAGCAACUGGUGGUCAAAGUCCUAAAGGCCCUUGAUCUGCCAGCCAAAGAUGCCAAUGGAUUCUCUGACCCUUAUGUGAAGAUCUACCUGCUCCCUGACCGCAAGAAGAAAUUCCAGACCAAGGUGCACCGCAAGACGUUGAACCCAGUGUUCAAUGAGACCUUUCAAUUCAACGUCCCGUUUAAUGAGCUGCAGAACCGCAAGCUCCACUUCAGCAUCUAUGACUUUGACCGUUUCUCCCGUCACGAUCUGAUCGGGCAAGUGGUGCUGGACAACCUGCUGGAAUUCUCUGACCUUUCCGAGGGAACUCCGAUGUGGCGGGACAUCUUGGAAGCGACAUCGGAGAAAGCUGAUCUGGGUGAGAUAAACUUCUCCUUGUGCUAUCUGCCGACGGCAGGCAGACUCACAAUCACCAUUAUCAAAGCUACCAAUCUAAAGGCGAUGGAUUUAACCGGAUUUUCAGAUCCCUAUGUGAAGGCUUCACUGAUCUGCGAGGGGAGACGCCUGAAGAAGCGGAAGACAUCGAUAAAAAAGAACACAUUGAACCCAAUAUACAAUGAAGCCCUGGUGUUUGACAUACCCAAUGAGAACAUGGACCACGUCAAUGUCAUCAUUGCCGUCAUGGACUACGACUGUAUCGGUCACAACGAGGUUAUCGGGAUGUGUUGUGUAGGAAAUGAUGCUGAUGGUGCGGGUCGGGAACACUGGACCGAGAUGCUGGCCAACCCACGCAAGCCCAUUGAACAAUGGCAGCAGCUUAUUGAGGAAAAAGUCGUGAACAGUUACAUGACAAAAAGUUAUGCCGCUAGUACAGGUGCCACUAAACCAGUUAGCAUCGUGGUGGAGAGUCCUCAUUCUGACUGACAGUUUUACUAUACAUCACAUAAGGGAACACAAGAAGCCAGCAGUGCAUUUUUUUUUAACUUUUCUUCAGUUUAUAAAAUCCUUUCGGCAUCGCAAAUGAGAGAGAAAAAGAAAGGUGGAGGAAUCAAACCCUACAACAUCUGUGUCCUGGCCUGAGGACAGCGAGCAGAAGGAAAUUGGGCAGUUAAUGGGCAGACUCAUCGAUUGACCAAUGGUUCAUUUAAUGACCGUAUUUAGUUGCCACGUGUGUCUGUGUAUUUGGGGUGAUGGUGCCUGGGAGCCCAACGCAGAACCCACUCCGAAAUCAAGGUGAACGCCCGAAAGCGAUGCAACUGCAAAAUUGAAUUUUUGGAGCAAAAACAACUCUGUUUCGAAUGCAUGUUUCAACAUGGAUCCAUGUGGCUUGGGUAUGACAUAUGUGAGCAGGAAAUCGCUGGCCCCCACUGUAUCCAUCCCCAACUCAAAUCCUUCCACCAAUCCCCACCCCAACUUCGGCCCAUAUCAUCAAGUCAAAACAUUAUCCAUUCUCAGUAAAUUCCUGCCAAUUGGCUGGACAAAUGACUGUGCUGCUGGACAUGUGAUCUCGACCCACAAAUUUCAGGAGAACUUGUUUUCUAGCCGGUAAUGUGUUUUUGAAAGCACUUGGGGGCCAAGAGCUUGUAGGGAGCCCCCAAUCCUUUGGUAGCAAUGCAGCAGCUUAGUGAAGUGAGAUCCCACCUAGAGUCAGAUCUCAGGGAGGUGAUGGGGGGCAGGGGUGGUGGUUUGUGACACUGGGGCUUGUUUAUAUUCGAACUUGUCCACCAGAAAGCUGAACUGAUUGGCUAAGACGGUAACUUUGUAUUCGUGACCAAUUUCACUCUCCCGUUAUUGGUGGAAAGUGACUUGGUGCACAGUCAACCUAACCCUUCCACUUGACACCUCAAGGCCAGUUAAGAUUGUCGGCAAAUCCUGAGGCAACAAUCAGGGGAUAGCCAACCUUUACCACAUUUCCAACCCCUCCCCACCCGACCUUCAUAACUCCCUCACAGUAUCCUAUAUCUUUUCAAUACGUGCUCUCUGUGAGUGUUGGCCUCUGGUCCUGUUAUUCAAGCCCAGUUGACGCCCAUCAGAUCCAAAAAGCAGUUUAAAUAAGAGUCUGAAAGAUUUCAUUGAGAUUUUGAAUGGACUUUCACCACCAGUGGAGCAAAUAUCAAGGCUCCAUUCCACCCCUUCCCAUUCUGCUCCACUUUAAUUUCUUGCCAAAGGCCAACUUAAUUCAUUUAACUGCCAAAGGUCACCAAAGAACAUCAGCUUAAUGACAAAAACAAAGUUACUCGAAAAGCUCAGCAGGUCUGGCAGCAUCUUUGGAGGAGAAAACAGAGUUUUUGGUUUCGGGUCCAGUGACCCUUUCUCAGAACAGAUGGUGGCUAGGAAAAAGUCAGUUUGUAUGCAGAAAAUAGGGAGGUGGGUGGGGUAGGGAGUAAAUGAUAGGAUAGAGCCCAAAGAGAGAGAAAGACAGUUGGACAGAUAAAGGAGAUAGCAAGGUGCAAAGCUGGAUGAACACAGCAGGCCAAGAGCAUCAGAGGAGCCGGAAGGCUGAUGUUUCGGACCGAGAUCCUUCUUCAGAAAACUGCCUAUCCAGCUCUACACCUUGUUAGCUCAGAGUCUCCAGCAUCUGCAGUUCCUACUAUCUCUGGAUAGACAAAGGAGUCACUAACGAUCAGGCUGGGAGGGUGAGUAGUUGUUAAUGGGGACUGUUGGUAACUAACAACAGGGAGGCUAUGCGGUAACAAGGUCUGGUGUGUGAGGUGGGAGGCCUGGGACACGGGAGAGUUUAGGCCCUAAAAUUGUUGAACUCAAUACUGAGUCCAGAGGGCUGUAGGGCCUCCAAGCAGAAAAUGAGGUGCUGUUCCUCCGGCUUGCGUUGGGCUUCACUGGAACACCGUAGUGAGACAGAGACACAGAUGUUGGCCAGGGAGCAAGGUGGUGCAUUGAAGUGGCAGGUAACAUGUAGUUCAGGGUCUUUUUUGCGAGCAGAACGUUGAUGUUCUGCAAGGCAGUCGCUAAGUCUACGCUUCGUUUCCCCAGUCUGGAGCUUAAUGACACAAGUUUACACAAGGGGUUUGCAUCCUCCUGGAGUUUGCUGCUUGCGUUCUCGGGCAGAUCACUAACCCCCUACCCCACCACAAGCUCACCCGCCCUGCCAUUGCAAUCUAUCUAUUCAUUAGAAUGUAUAGAUAUGGUUCUUGUGGAGGGUGACAUGUCACCACCUCUGGGCCAGGGGACCCAUGUUCAAUCCCACCUGCUCCAGAGGUGUAUAAAGUGUGUCAAUGGGUUGAUUAGAAAAUAGGUGCUGGGGGAGACUACUCUCAAUCCUGCUUGACAUUCAAUGAUAUUAUGGCUGAUCUUGAAAUUGUAUGUAAUGGGGAAAUGACAUCCUCAAAAACAUCUAACCUUAGGCUGGCAGGAACCAAAAAUUUGAGACUUCAACUAUGGGAAUAGGAACAGAAGGGGGAGGUGAUAGCCUGGUGUAUUAUCGCCAGGCGAUUAACCCAGAGACCCAGGUAAUGUUCUGGGGCCCCGUUUUCGAAUCCACCAAUGGCAGGUGGUGGAAUUUGAAUUCAAUAGAGUACAAUUCAAGAAUUAAGAGUCUAACGGAGACCGUGAAACCAUUGCCUAUUGUGGAAAAGCCUAUCUGGUUCACCUAUGUCCUUUCAGGAAGCAAACUGCGAUCCUUACCUAGUCUAGCCUUCACGUGACUCCGGACCCACAGUAAUGUGGCUAGUAGGGACAGGUAAUAAAUACUGGCCCAGCUAGUAAUGCCCACAUCCUGUGAAUGAACCAAAAAAAUGAUUAAAGUUGUCAGUUAUAUUGUUUAGGAGAAUAGAUGUAAUUUCAGAUUAGGUAGGACUUGCUGAACAAUCCUUGCCAAUAGCUACACUAACAACAAAUUUAAGAUAAUCCGUUGAGUCCGUAAUGUAGCUCAUUUAUGCUCACUAGAAGCAAUAUACAAUGCACAGGGAUCCAUCUUCUGCAAACAAAAAGAAUAUGCUCAAGACUUACCCCGUUUUGAAUUGGGAGUACUCAGUCCAACUAGCUCCCUAUUGCUUUCUUCAUGGCAAUGCGUCAGCCGAUCAGAGUUGCCUUGCCAACCAAUCAGCACUCUUUUCUUAUACAGUAUAAAUUGCUUCAGCAACGUGCCUCUCUUUUCUGCAAAUUCUAAAUUCAAUAGUGGACACUUGCCUUUUAAGAAUCUCCCAAAAAGAAGCAGAGAUAAAUUCUGCAGGAUCCCUCCCAAUCACACAAAUAUUGUACUGCAAAGUUGUCAGAACCCCACCCAGCAUCCACCAAAGCCAUGCAUCAACUGUCUUUCAAUGGCUCUCAUGUCCACCUUUGUGUCAGAAGGUUGUGGGUUUGAGUCCCGCUUUAGAUAUUUAGGCUCCUAUUCUAGGCUGAUGCUCCCAGUGUUGGUGCUGAGAAAGGAGAAAUUAAAUUGGGGUUGAAGUGUCCUCUCUGUAAAAUGUACAAAACAGCUACUGAACAAAAGUCAGAGGUCUCCCUGAUGUGCCAAGCACUAUUAUCCAUUAUCUGCAUCCAACUGAGCCACCCACUUAGUACCAUUUUCCUUCCUGCUCCCCAUAACCUAGCACAUUUUUAAUUUUCAGAUGACAGUCCAACUCGAAUGUUUCAAUUGAACCUGCCUGCACUGCUUUCUAACAGUGUUUUCCAGACCUUAACCACUCAAUGUAUGAAAGCAUUUUUCCUCAAGUCACUUUUGCUUACAUUGAACCAUGCUUUCUCAUUCUUGAUCAUUUCAUGAGUGGGAAUAAUUUCUCCCUAUUAGCUCUGUCCAAGCUCCUCAUGAUUUUAAGAACCUGCAACAAAACUCUGCUCAAUUUUGUCGUCUUCAAAGAAAACAGUCCUGACUUCUCCAAUCGCUCUUCAUCGCGAAAGUUCCCCAUCCUUGAAAACAUUCUCCACUUUGCUGGAAGACAGAGGAAUGUACACGAAAGUUGAGAUGACAGUUGGAUUGGACUCUGUUGAAACCUUCCCCUCCCUUUUUUAUUGUUACUCAUUAAUGGGAUAUGAAUGUUGCUGGCUGCCCUCAUCCCUGGUUGCUCCUGGAGAAGGUCUGAAUCAUCCAGCAACAUGUUCUGGCCAAGGGUGACAAUUUUAGGAGUAGUACCAGAGAGAGAGAUGCAUGAUGGAACUUUAUUUGAGCAGCAUCAGGAGUGGAGGAACGAAAGGCUGAAUGGAAGUGUUGCGAGAUUAGAAAUGGGAGACCCAGCAACCUGACUGUUUCAGCAAUGGAAAGAACUGACACAAGUCUAGGGAUCUGUUUCUUCAGAAAAGAGAGAGCUGAGGACUGACUUGAUAGAGGCCUCCAAACUGAUGACGGAGCUUGAUCGGGUGAAUGUGAAGGUGAUCUUUCCAUGGGUAGAGGAGAGUGAAAUGAAGUGACCUUAAAUAUAUGAUAGUCACUAAUCACCACAUCGGUGAAUUCAGGAGAAAUUUCUUUGGUCAGUGAAUGGUGAAAAUGUUCUCUUUCCAUGGUCAUGGUCACUUACUAAUCUCCUCAUGCUCCUUGCUCUUCAUGAAGGAACCAACCCAGUCGGAUUUCCACUUUUCCAAUGUAUUCCUGAAGUAAUACAACACCCCCUUCCCGUCCAUGACCCUGUUUUAGACAGUGUCUUCAACUUUCACAUAUCUGUAAGAAUUAAAAGUUGCAGCAGCCCUUAUCCUGCUGAAUUCUCUGCACCUCUAGAUAGUUACACAGUGAGUGACCGUUACCCUGUGAAUUCACAUCACCUCCAGGCAGUUAUACAGUGAGUGACCCUUGUCCUGCUGAAUUCUACACAUCUCAAUUCAGUCACACGAUGAGUGAUAUUUGCCCUGCUAAAUUUGUAGUAACUCCGUACAGUUAAAUAUUGAUUGAUCCUUAGCCUGUUGAAUGAAUAGUGGCUCUGUACGAUUGUGCAGUGAAUAACCUUUAUUCAGCUGAAUUCUCACCAUUUUUGUACAGUUGAACAAUGAGUGAGCCUUACCCUGCUGAAUUCUGUGCUCCUCAGUACAAUGACACAGUCGGUGAUCCUUACCCAGCGUUUAAACACAAUGAGCCUGAAGUCCUUGGAUCAGGAAGGAUUCUGUAAUAACAGAGGAGACAGCUUGGCAGAAGAGGCAACAGGCGGGCAGAAUUUGGGCAGGAUCCAAUUCUGCAGUUGUCCCAUUUUUAGAGCUUUGAUAAGUUUCUUUAUUAGAAGAUGAGUAGAGCUUGUGGGAAGAAAUCUCACCCCUAGCCCCUAGCUCCCUAUAGCAUCCCAUGUAACUUACUGUAUAAUUGUAGCAAGUUACAACUGAUUUAGUGGGCAUUGGUUAACUCAGUUUGCCUGAUGGUUGGUUUGCAGUGCAGAGUACCACCUAUGGUUUAAUUCCUGUAUUAGUUGAGAUUACCAUGAAGGUCCUGCCUUCUCAAUCUUACCUCUUGACUGAGGUGUGCUGAUCUGCAGGAUAAACUUGCCACUAGUUGUCUUUCUCUAAUAGGAGAGUGAGACUGUGGCAACUUUGUCUUUUGCUGAUUCGGCAGGGUAAAGAUCACUCGCUGUGUAAAUGUACAGAGUCAAGAUUGAUUCAAAAAGGUAAAAAUUUCUGCAGGGAACCUCACAGCUAGGUCCUUUCCCAUGAGAAUGUAUAACUUCAAGAUUUUAUGGGCAGAGAAAUGAUUCAUAAGUAGGAAGGAAAGAGCAGGGGUUGUAGCUGUGGCUUCGAAAUGGCAGCCUUUUUACUCGCAGAAUGCUAGAAUAAUGCACUGGGACCUCAGCGUUUCGAUUUAGUUUCAACCAACUUUGAUAAAGGAAAAGAAAGCUGUAUAUCCAAAUUUGCUGACUACAACCAGUGAGGUAGCAGAGCAAAUGAAGUAAAUGGGGAAGCAGAGCGCUGCAAAGGGACGUUGAUUGAUUAGGUGAGUAGUGGAAAAACCAUGGCAAACUGAUUUUAAUGUGAGAAGAGGCAGGAUCCUCCACUUCAGAUAAAUGAAAGAAAGAUUCAGAGUAUUUUAGAAGUAGUGAGUGUCCAGGAACUGUCUAGGACGGCACAACUGUAGGAGGUCCUUGUCAAGAAAUCAAGAAAAUCCGUGGACAGGUAGAAAAAUUCUUAAAAUGGCUAAUAGAAUGUUGGCCUUUAUCUCAAGAGGACUGAAGAACAAAGAGGUCAUGGGAAUUACAUUAGAGUUAACACUGCUGGGGCCUAUUUGAAUACAGUUCUAAGGACCUCAUUGCAGCAAGGACCUAUUAGUUGUAGAGGAGGCAUAUUGAAAGCCACCUAAAUCACAUUCAGAUAAAGGAGAGUUCAUGAGAACAUGUGAGGCUGGAUGAACACAGCAGGCCAAGCAGCAUCU
Stegostoma tigrinum is the source of this 9729-nucleotide messenger RNA. It is a transcript of the gene syt3, whose product is annotated as synaptotagmin III. Gene Ontology annotation, cellular component: membrane. Bases 1752 to 3356 code for a protein of 534 amino acids. NCBI's taxonomy places the organism in Eukaryota, Metazoa, Chordata, Chondrichthyes, Orectolobiformes, Stegostomatidae. Gene Ontology annotation, molecular function: SNARE binding; phosphatidylserine binding; calcium-dependent phospholipid binding. The transcript has 9 exons. Gene Ontology annotation, biological process: cellular response to calcium ion; regulation of calcium ion-dependent exocytosis; regulation of dopamine secretion. The record is from RefSeq and is a predicted model, not a curated record.